AUGUCCUUAUUUGGGACGUCGCCAGAAGAUCCCUCUAUGGGUGAUUCGGUCCACCAGAGGUCCAGGUCUUCGCUUUUUGCAGAUGAGCCUUCGUCCGGUGGAGCUGGAGCUGGCAGCUCCGCCAACCUGGGCUCGUCCUCCCUCUUCGCCGAUGACGACGGGUUCCAGUCGAGCUCGCCCUGGAAUAGCAACGCGAACAAACGAGCCGCCAGACACGAGCUCGUGAAGACUUUGCUGCCCGACGCGGAUGUUCCCGAGAGCUAUAUUGACGCAUAUGACCUUGUGCUUAAUGAGGGGGACCGUGUCGGGGGCGUUGUGGGCUUGACCUCUGUGCGGGAGAUACUGUCGAGCAGCGGGCUCAGUGCCAGCGACCAGGCCAAGAUAUUUAAUCUCGUUGUUUCAGGGGAUGGCGAUAGCGCGAACGGGCUUGGUCGGGGUCAGUUCAACGUCCUCCUAGCGCUGAUUGGCCUUGCGCAGGAAGGGGAGGACCUUACGUUUGAUGCGGUAGAUGAUCGACGCAAGAAGCUUCCGCUACCGAAAAGUUCCUACCUUGACAGACUGCGCGACAGGCAACAACCCUCUGCACCUUCUCAUCCCGAAGAGCGGCCCACCACUCCUCCCCCUCCUCCCACGGCCAUAAAUGAUCCGCCUUCCGCGCGCUCGCGACAGUCCAGAGAAACUUUGGGUGGUUUGGACGCUGAUCCAUGGGGUAGCCCCCAACUACACCGCGGUCAUAACCAUGCGCAAACCGAACCCGAGCCCCCAGUCCUCAACGGCUUUGGAAGCGUGCGAUCGGCGACCAUUGCCUGGUCUAGCAGGGCUGGCGAGGAUGAGACACAACAUGAAGUACCGAGCGGUCCCCGUGUCAACGGGCGGACAGACGGUGUGCCCUCCACCAGCUCCGGGUCUGGAUGGGGGGAGAGUUAUGGCAAUACAACAGCUGGUGAUGGCUUUGGCGGACCGGUCCGAGCUGGACUUGGAAAUCUCGGUGCCCCCAGUAGUGGGCAGGAAGAGUCCAAUGCCCGACGGCGAUCGGGCAUCGGCAUCUCUACGAGUUCACAAGUGGAGGAGACUGUGACAGUUAACCUGCUCCCUGAGAAGGAGGGCAUGUUCAUGUUUCAGCACCGCAAUUACGAGGUGAAAUCGGCCCGUAGAGGCAGCACAGUGAUUCGACGAUACAGUGACUUUGUCUGGUUAUUAGAUUGUCUGCAGAAACGAUACCCAUUCCGACAACUUCCUUUACUUCCACCCAAGAGAAUUGCAGCGGAUUCAAACUCGUUCCUUGAGAAGCGGCGCCGAGGCCUCGUGCGGUUCACCAACGCACUCGUUCGUCAUCCUGUUUUGAGCCAGGAGCAACUCGUGGUCAUGUUCUUAACGGUUCCUACGGAACUCUCGGUCUGGCGCAAACAGGCCACGAUCUCGGUACAAGACGAAUUCACGGGCCGAGUCCUCCCUCCUGAUCUCGAGGACUCAUUGCCUGCUAAUUUGACGGAUAUUUUUGAGACGGUUCGUAGUGGCGUGAAGCGCUCCGCCGAAAUCUACAUCAACUUGUGCACACUGCUCGAGCGAUUAGCCAAGCGUAACGAGGGUCUCGCCGCGGACCACUUGCGGUUUUCGCUCGCAUUGCAGUCACUCACAGAAGUGACUAAGGACACAUACGCUGUGGAUACCAACGAUGUUCCUAUACUCAACGAGGGCAUCAUGGCUACGGCCAGGCACCUCUCCAACAGCCAGAGUUUGUUGGAGGACGAAGCCAGGGCAUGGGAAAAUGGCAUACUGGAGGACUUGAAGUUCCAGCGGGACUGCCUUGUCAGUGUGAGAGAGAUGUUCGACCGACGGGACCGAUACGCACGUAACAACAUACCUCAACUGGAGCGAAGGAUUGAAAGCAACGAGCGGAAGCUGCAGGAAUUGCGGGCACGCCCUCAAGGGGCGGUGAAACCCGGGGAAAUUGAGAAGGUCGAAGAGUCGAUAUUCAAGGAUAAGGAAUCAAUUGUGCAGCAACACGCGAGAGGAGUCUUCAUCAAAGAGUGCAUCCGAGAUGAGCUGGUACACUUCCAGCGGAGUCAGUAUCACAUCAGCCGACUUCAUCAGGAUUGGAGCCAGGAGCGAGUGAAAUACUCCGAGCUGCAGGCCGACAAUUGGCGGUCAUUGAGUGAUCAGGUGGAAGGAAUGCCUUUGGGCGAGUGA
Aspergillus fischeri NRRL 181 is the source of this 2190-nucleotide messenger RNA. It is a transcript of the gene mvp1, whose product is annotated as sorting nexin Mvp1. Gene Ontology annotation, molecular function: phosphatidylinositol-3-phosphate binding. The coding region runs from base 1 to 2190 and encodes 729 amino acids. Gene Ontology annotation, biological process: retrograde transport, endosome to Golgi; protein targeting to vacuole. Lineage: Eukaryota; Fungi; Ascomycota; Eurotiomycetes; Eurotiales; Aspergillaceae. The record is from RefSeq and is a predicted model, not a curated record. Gene Ontology annotation, cellular component: endosome. The transcript has 5 exons.